Molecule: messenger RNA, 3247 nt
Organism: Populus trichocarpa (black cottonwood)
Lineage: Eukaryota; Viridiplantae; Streptophyta; Magnoliopsida; Malpighiales; Salicaceae
Exons: 3
Coding region: 517-2838 (773 amino acids)
Source: RefSeq, a predicted model, not a curated record
CUUUUCAUUUUCUUUGUUAUUUCAGUUAUGCUUACUUGGGCACUUUAGAGCUGAGAGAAAGAGAGAGCGAGAGAGAGAGAGAGAGCUCUUCAGAGUUCAGAGUUUCUAAUGGGUUUUUGAAAAAAAAAAUAAAAAAUGAAAACCCAUUAUGCAUUUUGAUUGAUACAAUUUUUCUUCAUUUGAAAAGACUCUCCUUUCUAUAGGUUGGACGAGUCACAGGGCCUUCUUGGUUAGAUAACAUGACUAGGGGGAAGACCUAUUUGUUGGGAGGGAAAAAUGGAAGAGUUUCGGCAGAAGCUAGUAGUGGACACAUUGCAUGCAAGCACCUGUACAAGUUCAAAUGUAAUCCUUAUGGAUCCCUGUUUUGGUGUCUUUAAGGUGUCAGAGAAUUGACAGUGCCAUUUGUCUUGAAAAAUGAACAACCUGGAGCCGUGGAACAUAUGACUUGUGGAUGAAAUCUUAGAAACAUUCAUAUAACCACAAGACAAGGGCUAUAUUCUAGGACAUCGAGAUAUUAUGGAGUGCAACAAAGAUGAAGCAGUCAGGGCAAAGGAAAUUGCUGAGAAGAAGUUUAUGGGGAGGGAUUAUGCUGGGGCAAAGAAGUUUGCUUUAAAGGCUCAAAAUUUGUACCCCGAGCUCGAUGGUUUAUCCCAAAUGCUGACUACUUUUGACGUUCAUAUUUCUGCAGAGAACAGAACUAGUAAUGGAGAAGUUGAUUGGUACGGCGUGCUUGGUGCGAACCCCUGGGCUGACGAUGAGACAGUCAGAAAACAUUACCACAAGCUAGCGCUCAUGCUUCAUCCUGAUAGAAACAAGUCUCUGGGUGCAGAUGAUGCAUUUAAGCUGGUUUCAGAGGCCUGGGGCUUGUUAUCUGAUAAGGAAAAGAGACGAGCAUACAAUCAGAAACUGAGUCCUGCAGAAUGGCAGGGGAGAGUAUCAACCCAGACUAAGGCUCCCUCUGCCCAACAUAGGGAAAAUGGCUUUCAUAAUCACAACAGUACUGUAACUUCGCAUACAAGGACUCAGAACAAGAAUAUGCAGUCGAGGCCCACAUCAGUCCCUUCUCCGUCAUCUAAAAAACCUGAUACGUUUUGGACUAUCUGCAGUCGAUGUAUGAUGCAUUAUGAGUAUCUGAGGGUUUAUCUGAAUCACAACCUGCUAUGUCCCAACUGUCAUCAGCCUUUUUUGGCUGUUGAGAAGGAUCCACCUUCAAACGUUAUGAAGUCAUCCCAGAAUCCAAGACAUCAUGCUGGAAAUAGUAAUGCAUUUAAUUCUCAAAAAAAUGGUGGUCAAAAUUCAGGAUCUGAGGGGUUUGGAGUACACAAUUCAACUAAUGGUCCAAAUCUCCAAUGGUGUAAUUUUGGAGGCAAAAUUGCAUCAACAUCAACCGCUGGUCAUGCUAAGAGUGUGGUUCAGAAAACACAUGACCAAUUGAAGAGAGAGCAGGAGGAUGCACAGGCAGCCACUGAAUGGGAGAAGCGUUAUGCUUCCAAAAGGGUGGGUAAUUCUGCUCUUAGAGCAGACCAACUCUUUAAAAGGAGGAGAUGUGAUGAAACUGGCAUGAACAAUCACGGAGCUGAUGUUUUGAAUCAAGCAGUCAUUGGAAAUGGAGGAGCAGGAAUCAGAAAUUCAUCUGAACCAAGAAGGGGCCAAUUUGAAGCACAAAGGGUUCAUGGUUUUUCAGAUAUUCAUACCAAGUCCAUCACUGGACGAGAGUUGUCCCUUCUCGAGCUUCGAAACAUUUUGAUGAAGAAGGGACUCUUGGAGGUCCGUGGAAAACUUAAAGAAUGGAGCUCAAAUCAGGUGAAACUGAAAGAAAGUAAAAAACCGGAAAGCUUGGUGAACAAUGAUGCAAAUAAACAUAAGAGUGGUGACUCUGCUGGCACUUCUUCCAAUGGAUCUACUAAACAGGCACCAGCACCUUUGUCAAUCAAUGUUCCAGAUCCUGAUUUUCAUAAUUUUGACUUGGAUCGAACAGAAAGUUCCUUUGGUGAUGACCAGGUCUGGGCUGCCUAUGAUGAAAACGAUGGGAUGCCCCGAUAUUAUGCUCGAAUUCACUCAGUGAUCUCUUUGAAGCCUUUUAAGAUGAAGAUCAGUUGGCUUAACUCACGAAGCAACAGUGAAUUUGGCCUUCUAGACUGGGUGGGGUCUGGUUUUUUAAAAACUUGUGGUGAUUUCCGGACUGGCAGACAUGAAAUCAGCAAAACCUUAAACUCUUUCUCACAUAGGGUUACAUGGUCAAAAGGCGCACGUGGAGUUGUUCGCAUCCUUCCAAGAAAGGGAGAUGUCUGGGCUCUAUACAGAAACUGGUCUCCAGACUGGAAUGAGGACACCCCAGAUGAAGUGGUGCGAGAAUAUGAGAUGGUAGAAGUACUUGAUGACUACGAUGAAGAACAGGGCAUAUCUGUUGUUCCUCUUAUUAAGGUUGCUGGUUUCAAGGCAGUUUUUUGUAGACAUGUAGGUCCAAAUGAUAUUAGGAGGAUUCCUAAAGAAGAGAUGUUCCGCUUCUCUCAUCAGGUCCCUAAUCAUGUGCUUACAGGCGAAGAAGCUCAUAGCGCUCCGGAGGGUUGUCGGGAAUUGGACCCAGCUGCUAUCCCUUCGGAAUUUCUCCAGGUUGUUACCGAAGCCAGUGAAGCAGAAUUGGUGGCAACUGGUAGAGAAGCUGACAAACAAACAAUGCAAAGUUUGUCACAAACAGAGGUAAGCCGAAUGGUUGAUGAUGCCUCAAUUACUAGGGAGAUGAUAAGAAGUGAAGAUCAUGCCAGAGAUGAUCCAACAGCCAUCUCUUCAGAACUUCCUCCGGUGAUUAUGGAAGUCAACAAAGCACAAAUGGCCUAGGAAGAAAUGGCUUGGAUUUCUCCACAAAUGCAGGCAGUCCUCAUGGUGAGGAUGCUUCAAAAGGUAAGAGAAUUGGGAUGAUAGAAACUGAACGUUUUCUGAGUUGAUACAUGAAGGUCGGUACAUAGGCCAGCCAAAGCAACUAAUACUGUAGCUUAUCCUGCAAAAGUUAAUAAGUUUGCUAGUGGAAACAGCUCAACACACACCAAUAUAGGCAAGUUUCUUUUGUUUUGUAAAGCUGAUCCGAACUGUAGAUGCUUCUUUUUGCCAUAACUGGAGAUGCUGUAAUUGGAUCGGAAAAUGAUCCCGAGUUUUUUGUUUUGUUUUACUGUUAUGGCUGUAUAAUUUUCUGAUGCUUGAACUAUAAAGAAGCUCAUCCUUGACCAGAGUCAAGUUUUACCAGCAUCAA